AUGUUUGGUCCCUCGAUCGCUUUAGCCAUCGGAGCAAAAUUUGUCCCUUUGAGGAAGCCCAGAAAGCUGCCCGGUAAAGUGAUAUGCGAAGAAUACGAGCUGGAGUAUGGAACAGACUGCCUCGAGAUGCAGGUAGAUGCUGUGCAGCAAGGGGAUCGUGCAUUGAUAGUUGAUGAUCUGGUCGCUACAGGUGGAACACUGUCAGCAGCGAUACGACUCUUGGAAUGUAUGGGGGCUCAAGUUGUAGAAUGUGGAUGUGUGGUUGGGUUGCCUGAAGUCAAGGGGCAGUGUAGGCUGAACGGAAAACCAGUUUACAUCCUCGUGGAGCCUUGA
Molecule: messenger RNA, 333 nt
Organism: Linum trigynum
Lineage: Eukaryota; Viridiplantae; Streptophyta; Magnoliopsida; Malpighiales; Linaceae
Source: the annotation of a GenBank genome assembly